GCUCGAAAAUUAUCUUUGCAAAGAUUUCGGUUAUUUUGAUCGUGUUUCGAAGUUUUCCACUUAUUUUCGGGUGUUUUUAAUCAUAAUUAUCGUUUGGUUACAGAACUAUGUGUGAUUAGUCGUGCUUACGUUACAAUGGACCCGAAUCAAACACCGGAAAAAGGUAAAUCCGAACAACGUAUUCCAUCUCCUGGCUCCACUUCCAGUGUACAUUCGAUCCGACCAUUAGAAUGGGACAGCGGAGCUGAUAUCGGAUACCAGAAUCCAUCACAUCCGCAUUUAAGUACCGUAGAACGAAUAGCUUUACAAAACGGAUCCAGCAACUUAUUCAAAACAGGCCCAGAAUCAUCUACGUAUAAUAAAUCUCAAAGCAUAGGUAACCCUUUAGCUGAAUCUUCACCUUUCAUCAAAGUUCCCAGUGGAUCGAGUUCUCAAACUAAAGAUAUCGAUGUACGUAAACCUCUGGUCGAUUACACCAUCAGCGAUGAUCAAUCGUUCGAAGAUCAAAGUAUCCUCGUCACCAGAUCGGAUCCUAUCAAGAGCUUAUCAGAAAUCAGUAAAUCAUUAGAGGAUUUGAGACAUAUCAGACGAUCUCACACCCUGAAUGGACGAGCCACGAAGAGUAGCAGCUCGCAGAACUUGUCUUCGUCCGGUGACAAACAUCAUAAAAAAUUCGCCUCUUCUUCGUCCGUUGCUACGGUUAUUCCUCAAGAGUUACAUCGCCAAGUAUCCAACAAGAGUAUCCAGGUUGAUGAGAACUCGUUAGCGGAAUUGUUUCGAAUGCUAGCAGAUGCCAAGCACGAUAAUUGUUCAACGUAUACGAUUAAUUCGUCGAAACAUAGUAGUUCGGAUAGGAGUAAAUCGAGAUUAACCGAGAGUAAUUCCGAAUCAGUGGAUGGAGGUAGUUUCGAAUACGUUCGAGGAUCGCAAUACAACUCGAAACAGGCUUCCGAAUCCAACUAUUGCGAUUCUACGUCUUCCGGUGGCAUUCACACCCUUUGUAAUGAAGUUAUCGACGGUGUGGAUUUAGUCACCCAGUACGUGAAUAAUUUGAACGUAUCGAAUAAAAACAAAGUUCUAAAAAAAGUAGCUAAAUCAUUGCUGAGUCAAAUCGAACCAAGAUCUCAGCAAGCAUCAGAUGAUAACAGCUUGAAAGAAGUUAUUUUACCCACAGCUUCGAAUGCAGUUGUACCUCUUCAUCGAGUCGAUACUCCUAGUCAACUGCUAAUCAACAGUAAUACGGUUUUUCAACCUAUACAGAAACCUGACCGGACUGACGAUGGUGAUAAAAGCAGUACGACGUCGAAAUUCGAAAGCACAUCGAUCGAAGGUGCUAAAACUAGCGACUCGGUUGAUCAUCCUAAUCUUCGAAAGGCUUCCAGAAGACAGAUAACCCAAGGAAAUAAAUCUAGAAUAUUGGAAAGCUCGGAUUUCUCCAAAAGUACGUCGUCUUGCAAGUCUAUGCCAACUUAUACCAACGAUACAAACUCGUAUGCUGCUUCUGGUACCGAAAACUCGAGCAAAGAUGAUCCGAACGUGUAUUCGUUGAAGAAGUACUUGGCGAAAGAACGCGAAGCUCAGUUACUCUGGAUUCGAAGCGGAAUAGAUCAUUUGAAUAAUUUGAAAAAAUUAUACGAAAGCCAGAAAAUCCUUCGCAAAGAUCUAGUAUUCCACAAACGAGCUACCAGCUCGAAAAUCAACCUAUCAGAAUCCGAAUCACUGCACCCUAAACUCAAACAACCUCAUUCGGAGUCUCGUAACGUGAAACGUACACCAAAGAGUAAAUCAAUCCAAACGUCGACUUCGGAUUUAAACAACGAAUCGCCCCUGAUUCCGAUUCAAACUUCCAGAGUACUUACGAAUCGUUUCGAAUCGUCGAAUAAAAACACCGUCUCGACCAAGAAGCUAAUCGUCAAAAGAUACUGUAAGAAAUAUCGCGACAAGAAAUCACCGUGUAAUCAUUGUCCUUGUUUAUCUGGUGAAAAACACGUAUCCGAGAAUAAAGAGAAUAUCGAACAAAACGUACCGAAAACUGUCAAGAAACCGAUCAGUUAUACGGUGCUUUUUGACAAGACGCCUUGUCUGGAAGACAAUAAGUGCCAUAAAGAACCCGCCAAAGAGAAAGCUUUCGAUAAAGUGAUCCAUUUUAGCAGUAGGACUCGUACAGUGACGCCGGAGAUCGAAUUGAAACCGAACGAUGUAACCGAUCCGUGUCCAUCAUUGCAGGAGUAUUUAUUGAAGAAUAAACCAGAAUAUGUGGACAGAGCCGAAUUCAGAAGGCAGUGCCUCUAUGAAAUAGCUCAAUUACGUGAAUUACGAGAUAAAAGUAAAAAUGAACUGAUGUCGUUGAUUACGAAUUCGGACGAAAGUGAUAUCAAUACCGUUCGUAGACAUUUACCACCAGCUCCUUUGACUGUUAUGAGAAUUUUCAAUGACAGAGCCCUUCGUGAACAAACCGAAAAGAAAUACAAACAGUUACCGGAAGUAUUGGCGAAAAAAUUGGAGCAAAGGAAGAGAGAAAAUAAUCGUCGUAAUCAAAUUAUGGCUAAAGUAUUCACCAAGAAACUCCAAAGAAAAGUACUGAAAGGCCAAGUGAAUUUAGCCAAUAGCGCCAGCGUCAUUUCGAACUGAUUACUGGAAUGUGUCACUAUUGAUAUCACGUUUCAAUGACAAUUUUUACCUAAUCUUUUACAAACUGUGUCAAUUAUUAUUGAGUAUUAUUUUUUUAAUUUUUAAUUUUUACUAAUCAUUGUUAAGAUUGAUGUUUCCACGUAAUAUACCUACCUCUGUUGUGUGUUUUUAAAUA
Messenger RNA from Planococcus citri (citrus mealybug), 2806 nucleotides. RefSeq lists its product as uncharacterized. Lineage: Eukaryota; Metazoa; Arthropoda; Insecta; Hemiptera; Pseudococcidae. The record is from RefSeq and is a predicted model, not a curated record. The transcript has 7 exons. Bases 136 to 2631 code for a protein of 831 amino acids.